GUUCCUCUUAUUAUCUCGUGAUUUUAACAUCCUGAAAAGGGAUGGGUCCGUGUCUGCUUAAUCCUACAAAUUGUCAAUGUUGGUAAAUGCCUGUGACUUAGGCCACUUUGGAGAACAUCCCUCAUUUUCAGGUAACAACUGCAUCAUGUAAAGAAUCCCAGUCCUGCUUUGCAAGAGUGCAGGUGUGACGUGCAAACCCACCAAGAGCUUGUGUUUGCAUUGGCCUACAAUUUUCCAGGGUGCAGGUUUCUUCUCGGUCGUCUUCCGCCUUCUACUGUUUUACGAACCUUGUGCAGAUGUUGUCAGUGAGGUGAGACACAGUGAAGACGAAGAAACACUUUGGCCUUAACAGCGAAAAAGAUUCUGGAUACCUUUAAAAUAAAGGUAAGAUCUCACAGUAUUCUGAUAACAAAUUUUAUUUUUUGAUUUGAUUUGAUAUUACUGGAUUUAACACCCUGGUACUGUAAAAGGCUCUCUUUGUUUCAUAGUGCAGUCCAUAUCUCUUCCUUUUUUCAGUAAGAACAAUUAUUAGCAAGUUUUAAAUCCAUUUCUAAAAAGUCUAUUGUUAUGUGUUUGAGUUACUUGAAUUACUGAUUGCUUUGGAGCCUCAAUUAUUUUUUGAGGCCUACUUGAAAUGUUGAAGCCUUAACGGAUGAGUGUGUCAAUCUCUGUCUUAUUGAAAGUUAAUGUGAUGUGAUUUCAUUACUUAUUGCACAGUGUUGUAAAUGAAUUGUAAAUGUAAGAAAUUGAUAUGUUAAGUCAGAAAUGUACUUUGUAAAUCUGGUAAAAUUUUGAAGCUCUCAAAAUCAUGAAAUGAUUGACGUUACGAGAGAAAUUAGCUAUUUUAAGCCAUUGUUAUGCAGUAGGAAUCCCCUUUUGUAAAAGGUAGAAUAAGCUAAAUCUUGUGCUAUAAUCUUACAGUGACAUUUGCUUCACUUUUUGAAGCAACUUAAGAAUUUUUUAAUUUGAGAGCUAUAAACAGGAAGGAAGUAGAGAUGUAACUUAGUGGUGAGGGAUCACAUGUUUUUUCUUCAACAGAAGCUGUGUGGUAUGUGGUAUCUCCAAGAGAGAAGUGUACGCUUUCGCAUCUUGAGCUACUGCAUUCAAUCACUUUCGUGUGUGUGUGUUUGUCUUAAACUUGGACAAAAUUAAACUUGUUUUUUAUAUUUCUUAUUUCAGGUUCAAACUUCAAAAUGAGGACUGUCCUGUGGUUAAGUUUUGGUGGGUAAAUAUUCUUCAGUAAAUUCCUGGAAAGUAUCUGUAAACGUUGUCUCACACUACGAUUUACUCAUCAAAGUGGCCACUUUUUUUUCGCACAACAAAAAUACUAAGAAUCAAGUUUGAACUUAUGUGUGUCAUCGAUAGGGACAGUUCAUUGAAAGGAAUAUUUUCCCCAUAUAUGGUCUAAAUAAUUUACUCGGGGUAUUUAUCCACCCAUUUGAUCAUCAGUCAUGAAGAGAACUAAAGCUAAAGAUUUCUGCGGUUUGAAAUGAGAACCUACUUUAUUGUCAUUGGUGAUCAUGUAUUCCUAGACCAGCUUUAAUCAAUCAAUCAAGAACUUUAUUUGUACCCAGUAGGGGGCAAUUCAGUGUGCAAAAUAUGGGGAGCAUAAGAAACCUAAGAAUACAUAAAAACAUGCAACUGCACAAUUUGACACAUUAAAUCAUGAGGUACGGUAAAACAAGAGACAAAUACACUGAAAUUGAUCAACUAAUCACACUGAUUGUAUGCAGACUCCUAAAGACAUUUUACUGUAAACAAAGAAGUAACACUAAAUGAGCAUGUAUUAAUUUAGGGUUCCUGAGCUGGAGAGAAAUUUCUUUUUCCUUCACUGUUACCGUUUGUAAUGAAACCACAGUGUUUUAAUCCGAGUGAUUUAGGUGAUACUAGUAAGAUCAUUUUUUCAGGGGUUGCCAAAUCAUUCAAGUAUGAGAUUAUACAAAUCUAUUGAGAAUAUUUUACAUUAAUUUACUGUUUUUAUGGUUCUUGCAAGUUUUUAAAUUGUUUAAGUUACAAAUGAUGUUGAUCUUGUGUCUGGUUUGACUGCUGUGUAUACUAAAUCCAAGAUUCAGAUAAAAGUUCAGACAUUUAUGUUUCUAAACUCUUUAAUCCACCAGGGAAUUAAACUGUGGCUGUGUUUUCCUCAUCCCAAAUGCAUAACAGAAGAUCUCUAAACCCAACCUGAUGAAUCGCCCCUUUGCUUCAUUUACACCUUAUGAGUUUCAAAUGCAAACUAAUGAGAACAUAUUGUGCAUCAUCAGUUUGUCCUUAUCUCACCUCUUGGAGUUUAUGGUGUAAAUGCAUCUUAAUAAAUGUGAUCCUCUGUCUUUUCAGUGCUGAGUGCCCUCUCUGCUGCAGGGGAAGUGGUCUUGACUAAACCAGGACAGAACGCAAGAUUAAACUGUGGAAUCAACAAGAACAGUUUCGACAGAGUGACAUGGUAUUAUGGACAUACUGCGAUUAUCAGAUUUUUUGGGCGGAGUGGCGCAGUAAUCAAAGGUAAAGAGGAGAGUAAGACUGCAUUGCCUUAAAAAUGUCUCUUUUGUAGAGAACCCUAACCCCAACCCUAUGUUGUAUUUUCUUCAUUAGACAAGGGAAACAUUGGGCCACGGACAACUCUGAGAGGAGAAAACCUUGAGAUCUCCAGAGUGAAGGAAGGAGAUGCUGGGGCGUAUGUUUGUGAGGUGGAUGGGAAACGGAUAACACAUACACUUCUUGUUGUCUCAGGUAGGCAUAAAAGCCAAAAAAAGAGUAUUUUCAUGUAUUAUCAGGACUGUAUCGGACACAAUCAGAUUAUGGAGGACUUUGAUUAGUAGAAAGGUGAAGUGCAUGUAAAAUGCUCACCUCUUUUAAAGUUACUCAUUGUACUGAGUUGACCUGAAGUGCCCUCAGUUUUAAAUGAUUAGUGACAAGAUUACUGAAAAGGUCUAAAAGGAACGAGGAGCAACAGGAGCAGUUAUAUACGAACAUUUGCAAUGGUCAAAAAGUGUUAUGUAACAAUGAUUUUUGAUGAUUUAAAAUUGCUGUUAUGGACCUUGUAUAUUAAAAGAAAUUUUUGUUUUUUUUAGCUUGAAACAUAUUAAAAUCUUGAACAAAAACAAUCAAAAGACACUUCACCGACCACUCUACCCUCACUCCAAAAACACUUAUUCUGUAUUUUCCAUAUUUCUAAUUAACAUCUAAGAGUGUUGGGCCUUCUUUUUACAAUUAUUUAUCUCAUAACAAGUUUGUGCUGAUUUAUACCUCUCAAGAAAAUAACAGCCCAUGUUGAAAAUAAAGAGCAGCACUUGAAUUCCAUGAACUGAUGUGGUGCCCCCUCUCGUCUCUGUGUCAGUCUCUGCCAACCCCUCUGCUGAUCUCAAGCUGGGUGAUCAGGCUACACUCCAGUGUAGGGUAGGAGGUCUGAACCCCGGCACUACAGUGCAGUGGCAGCGGCCAGAUGGCAGCAAAACAGGGUCGGCUGAAGUUCCACUCAAACCUGUUGCCCUCUCAGAUGGAGGGAGAUGGGAGUGUGUGUUCACCUAUGACUCAGUGACCUACAAAGAGAACUUAAGCAUCACGGUUAAAGGUAGGAAACCUCCAUUCCAGUUUUUUUUUUUGUGUUUUAUUAAUAACAAAACUCAUAUGACCUGUAACAUGUACAUUUUCUCUUUUUCAGAGCCCGUUCCUGAGACAGCACAAACGACAACAAAAAAAACGUUGGUGCCCGACUGCGUUGAAUGUGUGUACAAUUUGUUUAUUUGUAAAACCUCUUUUAACACAAGCUGAAGAAAAAAACUUAAAUACAGGUGCAUUCAAAUCCUACUGUUUUUCCUUACUGGCAUGUUUCCAUGACUAAACCAGGUACUAGUGCCCCUCCAACUGAGAAUGGCCCACCACAACUGCUGGGGCUCAGCUGGUGGAUGUGGGCUGCAAUUGGAGUUGGCAGCGUAGUUGUGUUUCUCCUGGUGGUCCUGGUUAUUGUUUUGUGCAUGAGGAUCAGAAGAAAGAAGGUGAGUAGAGAUGAUUAUUCAGGGAAUCUCCAUGUGCUGAUUGAAAUUAAAGUGGUCAUUACAUAAUCCCUUCUCUCCUCUGGUGUUGUAUCUUCACUGCCAGCCUCAAGACGACUGGAACUGCAGUUUUUUUCACGAGAGCUUUCCACUUGGUGCACACAUACAGGGAUAAACGGCCUUUAUUCCCACUUCUAACCCGGUUAAUCAUUUAACGGUUACUGCUCACAAUAUUAUAUUAUACAAUUAUAUAUGUUAUAAUCCUUUGGAUGUUCUUACUGUGUUAGCUUUUACUACGCACCCACUAUGUUAAGGGUCGGUUUUGACCCGUGUCUUAAAUCAGCUGUAAAUUACACUAAAAACAAUUCUCUAUCAUCUAAUUUGGUUCUCAUCUCUAGGUUACCUUGUUAGGCUUCAUUAUCCAUGAAAAUAUUGCUUAUAAUAGUUUUUGUAGUGGUCUUCUGGGCCUUUCUUUGUCAGUAUACCCCUCACACAGACAUCUAUACUGAAUUGAUCUCACAUGUCUGGACAUGCCUGAUGUUGUUUUUUGAGCAGGGAAAAACAUGGCAAAAUGAGAAUUUCCUGAAUCUCACAUGAUUGAAGGAAGAUCUGACUGUCAGUGUGGUGUCUGACAGUGCACGUAUGAUUCUAGUUUUUGCUCUAAUUAUUAGAUAUUGAUCUAACCGGGUCAACAGCUACCCUAACAUGACAAGUGCCAAAAUGUUAAUAAGAGCAUUUUUGAAUUUAGUCAAUUUAUUUUAUUUAUUUAUUUAUAUUUUUUUUGUUGAAAUAAUGGUUCCUGACAAAGUCAAAAAAAUGUGAUGCAAAAAAGCUAAUUUAAGUGGUUCUUUAAGCAUUUAAUGUCAAAAACAGGUCAGUGCAGACCCUAACACAGGAGGAGGGAUGAAGAAAUGAAGCAGAGGGGCAACACAUGAAGAAGCUUAAAGGACUUUAAAGGAAUUUAGAAUAGUAACAUAGAGAAUAGAUCACAUUGAAACAUAAAGACAGCUCUUUGCGACGCAGCCCAAAUAGUUUAUUUGAACAUGAAUCUCAUCUUUUAAAAACAUUUGACGAUUUUAGCAGCACCCAUAAAAGAAGGAUGUUGAAAAAACUGUCAGAAACCCGACCCGAGCUCUGAAGACUGAGGGCUUACUUUUACGCUCGUUUGCAGAUCUGAAACUUUCCCUAUAUUUAAUAUGAAUUUCCAACAAUGUAAGAAUAUACAGAAUGUUUGUCUGAAAAUAUGAACUGCUUAAUACCCGCUCUAUGUGCUGAAGUGAGGAAAAAAACUGUGAUUUUCUUUCUGCUCCAGAGAAAAUAUCAGAGGAGGCAGAACGGCCACCAGCCACUGAGUCCCCGGCAGUACUGCCAGUGUAACCGGUAAAUGUUCUUAACUCACUUCUAUCUUGUAAAAUUUUCUUUAUCCGCUCUCCAGUAAUCUCUGCUCACUUUACAGAUGCUGCCUAAUAGCCUGUAUUCACUUUAUAUUAAUGACUGUUUGACCUUCAUUUUUCACUUUGCCUCAUUCAUUAUUGUGUUGUAAUUAGUGUGAAAACUUCCUCUCUUUCCUCUCUUUAUCACAGCCCAACAGCUGCAGCAGCAAAACCGCAGCAAGGACGCCGAAGAGAGAAGCCAUUGGCCCUCCCUCGGCAACCCCUGCUAAUGGAGUCACAUGAAAGCCAGAUGGAAGAAAGGAGAGGGAGACCAGAAAGAAAGAGAAAAGAGUUAGAGAGGGUGUGAGAAAAGAAGGGAAAGAGGCAUAGAUGGAGAUAAAGUGAGAGAAGUGAGUGAAAGAGAACCCCAGUGUGAAUACAGCAUGAAUAUAAAUGAGCUUUUGAAUGUUCUUGAUGAAAAUAAAAAUCAAAUGUAAUGAUGUGGGCACUUUGAGCUUUUUCACCAAAUAUAAUGGGUGAGUUGAAUGCAAAUAAGGCCUUCAACUACAAGAGAGAGCAGCAACAGUCAGGCCUUCUUUUUUUUUUCCUUUUUUUCUUUUUUAAACAUUUAUGCUCUGAAUAAAGAUGUUGUGCCUUUGCUACAAUACAGCAUUGUCAGUUUCUAUUGAACCCUUUUGUUCUGGUGUUUUGCUUCUGAGUUACAUGUAGCUUUUGUUCCUAUGUACUUGACAAUUUUCUACAUUGUGAGGCUAUAAAUAAAAAGUCAAAAUUA
Molecule: messenger RNA, 6155 nt
Organism: Xyrichtys novacula (pearly razorfish)
Lineage: Eukaryota; Metazoa; Chordata; Actinopteri; Labriformes; Labridae
Source: the annotation of a GenBank genome assembly